This is a messenger RNA of Rubroshorea leprosula, 5852 nucleotides long. NCBI's taxonomy places the organism in Eukaryota, Viridiplantae, Streptophyta, Magnoliopsida, Malvales, Dipterocarpaceae. The record is from the annotation of a GenBank genome assembly.
GUCUCUUCAAAAUAAACACGCGCGUAUGUUGGUAAAUUCUUUUAGGGCGAGAUGAGAGAGAGAGGAAGAGAGAGAAGGCGAGCAAGUGGACAUCGUUCACGGGAUGGUCGAUCAAUAUAGGGUAUUGAGAAAGAGAAACAGCGAGGAAGAAGCCGUCGUCAGAGGAUCUCACCAGCUGGUACGAGGCGAACGACGAGCGAUCAUGUGCAGGACAAAAAGUCUCAGUUUGGUGGAGCCUAUAACAAAGGCUUGUAUAACCAAGCUACACCAUUUUUCUUCACCAAUUUCCCAGAAGAAUGGAGCUACGCAGAAAUGUGGAAGACUUUUUUACAAUUUGGAAGGGUUUAUGCUGUAUAUAGUCCGAGAAGGAGGAACAGGAACAGUAACAGAUUCGGCUUUGUGCGUUUUCUGGAUGUCAAAGACAAAAAGGAACUGGAAAGGAAGCUUGACCAGAUCUAGAAAUCCCCAAGGAGAGGACCUAAGAUUUCCUCGUAAUCCUGGGCCAACCAUACAAGGAAGAAGCUUUGCUAAUGUGGUGAAAGGUUCACGAAGCAUAGAUAGUAGAAUGGUUUGGCAAGAGAAAGGACCAGGGGAGAACUGGCAAGGCAUGGAGUAUAAGGUAACAUCUGAAGAUUGUGCAUGGCUUGAGGGAACUUAUGUGGGAACGGUCCAUUCUGUUGAGAUGGUCAGGAACCUACAGGAGAAAUUCUACAUGGAGGGAUACUUUCAUUGUCGAAUCCGUGCCAUGGGGGGUAAGCUAGUGCUGCUGGAUUGUGAAGACAAAGAGGAGUUGAAGGAUCUAGUGGAGAUGGCUUCGGAAUGGCUAGGACAAUGGUUCGAAGAGGUACAACCGUGGUCUCCAAAUAAGAUAACUCAGGAGAGGUUUGUGUGGAUCUGGUGCCAAGGAGCUCCAUUGAACGUUUGGGGAUCAGAUUUCUUUGAAAAAAUGGGUAGUUCAUGGGGGAAAUUCAUCUGCUUGGAUGAUAAUACAAGCAAAAAAGGGAGGUUUAACAUUGCAAGAAUGUUGAUAUCCACCCCGAUAAUGGACACGAUAUCCGUUAGGCGCCAGAUCAAGAUCAAUGGCUCGAUCUACAGUUUAAGGUUCUCGAAGGAGGAAUUCACCAACAGUUUCUUCUCAUUAAAACAUCAUUUUAUCCCUUCCUUUCAGAGCGAUUCAGAAGAAAACGAAUCAUGGCCGAUAGAAAGUUUCGAGGGUGAUCAGGAAAUCCAGGAUGUUGGCGGAGUAAGGCAACCCGUGGAUGAGCCCGGUGGUGCAAACGGUGAAGAAGAUGAUGUGGAGAGAUGCGCAGGGGAAACCAACGGUAACAUCCAGCUCCAAGACCCUCAAGACGGUGACAGGACAAUGGAUGUAGUGCCUGACAGCAUAGAAAAUUUUGAAAAUUUUGAAUUUUCAAAGGAAGGCGAAAACAGAGAAUGGACAACGGAUAUGGCUCAAAAGGGGGGGAACGAUGUUGCUGAUGCAGGAUCCAAAAAUGAGGGAGGUGGUCUUUUGGGCUUGGUGGGGCAGAAUAACAGGAUGUCAUAUGGAGAGGUUGUUAAAAAAAGAGUUGGGUCAGAUCGUGGCCCAAACGGUGAGGAUUCCGGUUAUAUAGCCAUGGGCCAAGAUACAAGGAAGGGAGAAAGCCCACUUUCUAUUGGAAGGAAUAUUUUUAGUGGGAAUGACGUAGAGUGUUCUGGUCAAAAAGCCGGUGAAAGAAGGGGUACUUUUGAGAGAAGUUUGGGAAGCGAUGAGGGGAGUGGCGAUGAUGGUGGGCAGAAGCGUGCAGCCGGAUCACAAAAGAGAAGGAAGAUGAGGCUGAGAACAUGCAGAUCUGUUUACCUUCCAAACGGUGCAGCAGCGGGCGAAUCUGUAGGGGACAGUGGGAUCCAGAAUUGCAACAGAUCCAUAAAGAGGAAGAUGCAACGGAAGCUUGCUAAGGAGAUUUGGGAGCUUGCCAAGCAAUUAGGAGCGACGGUAGAUUGUGAUGAGGAGGUGAUCUGCAGAAUUGAUGAAAUGGAGAAAAGAGAUAGCCUAGCCAAAGCUGUCACGGUGAAGAAGGCAGCAGGGAGUGCGAAGAAGCUGUGUAGGAGGGUGUGGGGGACGGAGGAUUUUGACUGGAUAGCCAAGCCUUCUAGGGGACUGUCGGGCGGAUUGCUGUGUAUAUGGGAUAAAAAAAUUUUUAAAAAGGAAGAGGUGUUAGAAGGGGACCAUUUCAUUGGGGUUUUUGGAUUGUGGGGGGAAAAGGGAGUACCAGUUUAUAUCCUAAACAUUUACUCUCCAUGUGAUUUGUCUGGAAAGAGAGCUCUGUGGGAGGAAUUGCACAAUCUGAUCUUAAAUAGGAAAGGCAACUGGUGUUUAGGGGGGGACUUUAACGCUGUCCGGAGCGCAGGGGAACGGGCAGGGUGCAAGGGGAUGUCCAGAGAAAUGAUAGAUUUUGACAGUUUCAUCACUGAAUCUGGGUUGGUGGAUUUACCUAUGGUAGGGAGGAAGUAUACCUGGUAUAAUGCUAAUGGCAAAUAUAUGAGCAGGAUUGACAGAUUCUUGGUUUCAGAGGAAUGGCUUAUGAGAUGGUGCGAUGUAAAACAGUGGGGUUUGGAAAGAACAGUUUCAGACCACUGUCCAAUUUUAUUGAAGCACGAGCGGGUGGACUGGGGACCAAAGCCUUUCAAGAUUUUUGACGCUUGGCUGCAAGAACCUGGGUGCAAGGAGAUAAUUAGGAAUACAUGGAACUCUACGACAGUGGAGGGAUGGUACGGCUUCAAGCUCAAGGAGAAGCUAAAAAGUGUGAAGAAAGCCUUGAAAGAAUGGAGCAGAAACUCAGUGACAGAGGUGAAUAGGAAAAUAAUGGAAGCUGAGAGAGUGAUAGCCCAACUGGAUGAAAGAGGAAAGAAUGUUCAAUUGUCACUGUCCGAAAUUGAAAAGAGGAGAAGUAGUUUUCUUGAUCUAUGGAAGAACCUCAAAUUAAAAGAGAACAUGUGGCAGCAAAAAUCAAGAUUGAUGUGGUUAAAAGAAGGUGAUGCAAACACCAAAUUCUUCCAUAGGUGUGUGAAGGGAAGAUGGAGAAAAAACGAGAUCAACAGCAUCCAGAUUAACGGUGAUCAGCAUAAAGACGUGGGGGAGAUUAAAGAAAAAAUGGCGGGUUAUUUUGAGCAGCUUUAUACAGAAGAUAGGUGGCAGAGACCCAAGUUAGAUGGUAUAAACUUCAGACAGAUUGAUGAGGCAGACAACGAAUCCCUCAUGGCAGCAUUCUCGGAAGAAGAAAUCAAAAAUGCUGUUUGGGAUUGUGAAUCAUCAAAGUCUCCAGGCCCAGAUGGAUUUAAUUUCAAAUUUGUGAAGUGCAUGUGGGAAGAUAUAAAAUCGGAGAUAGCAAGCUUUAUUAGAGAGUUCCAAGAACAUGGAAGGCUUGUAAGAGGUUCUAAUGCUUCUUUCAUAACUCUAAUACCGAAGGGAGAAAACCCCCAAAGGAUUGAAGAGUACAGGCCCAUUUCACUUAUCGGUAUUAUGUACAAGAUAAUUGAGAAGCUAUUAGCAAAUCGCCUCCGGAAAGUGCUGGACAAAGUUAUCGGGGAGCAACAAAUGGCAUUUAUCGAAGGUAGACAGCUGGUUGAUGGUGUGGUUAUUGCUAAUGAAGUGAUUGAUGAGGCGAAGAGGAAUAAGAAGAGAAGCUUCCUUUUCAAGGUCGAUUUCGAAAAAGCAUACGACAAGGUGUGCUGGGAUUUCCUAGACUAUAUGCUGAUGAGGAUGGGCUUCUACAAUACUUGGAGAAUGUGGAUACGUGAGUGUCUACAAUCCAACACGGUCUCAGUACUGGUCAACGGAAGCCCGUCUAGACAAUUCUCAGUCAGCAAGGGACUUCGCCAAGGAGACCCUUUAUCUCCCUUCCUAUUCCUGAUAGUAGCGGAAGGAUUACAUGGUUUAAUGUCUUCUGCAGUUGAAAAAGAGUUAUAUAAGGGCGUGAUAGUGGGCAAGGAUGCGGUUAUGAUCACUCACCUUCAAUUCGCAGAUGAUACCAUCUUUUUUGGGGAAGCAACAGAAAACAACAUCAUGGUGAUUAAAAGUAUAAUGAGGUCUUUUGAGCUGCUCUCCGGGUUGAAAAUUAAUCUACAAAAGAGCCAACUUAUGGGCAUCAAUGUCGAAGACAGCUGGGGAUGCAAAAUGGCCUAUAGAUUAUGCUGCAAAAAAGGGGAAUUUCCAUUUAAAUACCUGGGAAUUCCCAUCGGGGGAAGCCAUAGAAGGCUCACAAUGUGGCAGCCCUUGCUGGAGUCUUUUAAAAAGAAGUUGUCAAGCUGGAAGGGUCGGCAACUUUCUCUUGGGGGUCAAAUUACGCUCAUCAACUCCGUGCUGUCCAGUUUGCCUGUGUUCUUAAUGUCAGUAUACCUUCUUCCAAAAGGCACUCUCAAAGCUAUUGAUAAAAUCCGCAAGAGUUUCCUAUGGGGAGGGGAAGGAGAAAGGAAGAGAAUUAAUUGGGUCAAUUGGAAAAAGGUAUGCAUGCCGAAAGAGUGCGGAGGGCUGGGAGUGAGAGACCUAGAGCAUUUUAACUUGUCACUGAUGGGUAAAUGGUGGGGGAGGCUAGCAGUAAAGGAGGAUGGAUUAUGGAGGAAAGUGAUUGCAAGCAAAUAUGGUGAGGGAAGGAGGCACUGGAUGGAUUGGGUUAGGAAUGGUGCAGGGGCUUGUUCUUGUUGGUGGAGAGAUGUCAGAAGGAUUGAUAAUGUAGAAGGGGAAAUUACAGGGUGGUUAACAGAGGGCUUUAGCCUGAAGCUAGGAGAAGGGAAGGGUGUAAGCUUUUGGUGGGACGAGUGGAGUAGGGGUUUUUGUCUAGCAAACAAAUUCCCGAGAUUGUAUCUCUUAGCUGAAGGAAAGGAGAAAGAGUGCUGCCAAAUGGGAUCUAUGUGCAAUGGAACAUGGAAAUGGAAUAUUACAUGGAGAAGGAAGCUGCUAGAAAGGGAAGAAGAGGCAGCAAAGGAACUCAGCACGGAGAUUGAGGGUGUGAAGAUUGCUCCUGGCCGACCUGAUGAAUGGGAGUGGAUUCACAGCAAGGAUUCCCGUUACUCAACCAAAACAGCGUACUCACUCUUGACAAAGGUACCGAGGUGUCCGACUCAAGAAAGGGUCUUCAAGAGAGUAUGGAAUCCCAACCUGCCAACCAAGAUCUCUGCUUUCAACUGGCAACUGUUGCUCAACAGAUUGCCAACCAAAUCAAAUUUGCUGAAAAGAGGAUUCGGUGUAAUCAUGGGCGAUGGCAAGUGCAGCUUGUGUCAAGAAGAGGAAGAAGACGCAAUCCACUUGUUUUUGAAAUGCAAAAACGUAAGAUGGAUAUGGAAGGAGUGUGAUAGAUGGUGGGGGAUCAAUAUAGAGACACAAGAGGACUGCUGGAAGACAUUUGAACAUCCUGGGACGUGGACCAGAAAUACGAGGAUCAGAAAAGGAUGGGAUUGUACCUGGAGUGUAAUAGUAUGGUCCAUAUGGCUGAUGCGGAAUCAAAGGAUCUUCCAGAACCAAGAGAUGGACCCGGGUAAGCUUUUUGAUUUGGUUCAAAUUCGAUCGUUCUUAUGGUUUAAAGCAAAAAAAGCCUGGUGUUACUUUACUCUUUCGGAUUGGAUUAGCAAUCCUAUUGCACGCCUCACUAAGUAUUGUGGAGGUAAAAGCUAGGGAGGAAUAGUCUGAAAGAUGGAAUUAAGAUGUAGUGGCUGGGUUUUGUGUUAAUGCACUGGGGGUUUAAUUCUCGUCACGGGUUUUGUGUCGACACUUUGAGAGGGUGUCGACACUUUAAAAGUAUGCUUCUCAAUCAGUUUUGUUAAGGGUUUGGGAUACCUCUUGUACUCCGUUUUUUUAAUAUAUAUAUACUUUGCUG